Molecule: messenger RNA, 3330 nt
Organism: Paramecium sonneborni
Lineage: Eukaryota; Ciliophora; Oligohymenophorea; Peniculida; Parameciidae
Source: the annotation of a GenBank genome assembly
AUGCUAAACAACUGUUAUACUCUUCGUCAUAGUCCUGUAUUCAGAAAUCCAAAAUCAAAUGUUGCAGUAUAAUAAUUAACUACUCUAAUUAAUGAAACUGCAGGUCGACUAUCUCCACUUCAACCAUAAGUCAAAAAAAUAAUUGGAAUUAAAAAAAAUUCAUCAACUGAUCAUUAAUUACCUCUUUGUGAAGUACCUUUUCAAACUAAUUUUUUUGCAUAACAUGAAAAUGAUCUAUCUUAUUCAAAUAGAAGCAAUAUUUAAACAAAUAGAUAAUUUAGUAGAAAUUAAAGAACUUAAAGUGUUUAUACAGGUAAUAAAGAAAACUUUGUAAGAAGUCCAACUAGAAGUCCAUUCUCUAAACCUCUUAUUCAAAAAGAUUGUUAUACUCCUAUUUAUAAAAGAAGUCCAAUUUAAAGAGUGUAAUCUCCUGGUAUUAUAUAAGGCAUAAGAUAAACUAAUCAUUAAGGUUUUGGAUCAAUAAGUCCUUUGAGAAUAUAACAUAAACCUAAUUAUAGAGAACCUUUGUCUGAAAUGGUUGAUAAUUUAAAACAAAAUAUUUUGAGAGACAUUUAAGAAGUUACUAAAAAAUAUUCAAAUACAAUCAUAUAAGUCAAUUAAUAACCAGAUAAAUUUAAAUAAGAUAUUAGAGAAGUAAGGUAUGAUGAUUUAAAAACAUAAGAAUUCAAAAAGUAAAAAUAUCUCGAAUAAUAAGCAAUAUUAUUGCAAUAAUAAUUAGAAUUAAUUAAAUAAUAAUAAUCAAAGCUAGCUGUUUAAAAUAAACAAAGCUUUUGUUCUCAAGAAAAUCUUAUUAAUCCUACACUUGAAACUAAUAAAUAAUAUUAAUUAAAAUAAAAUGACUUAACUUUCUUAAAAUCGUUAGAAAACUAAAAUAAAUCAUAAUCCUUUGUUGAUUAAUAAAGUAAUUUUCAAAGUCUUAGACAAGAUCCAACUUAAAAGAUUAAAUAAAUUUAGGAGAUUAAAAAAUUUACUUAUGAUCCAUAAUAUUAAAUGUAGGUUUCUUAACAAUAAAUUGAAGAGAAAACACCAAUACAAAAUACUAGUAAAUUCAAUUAAUAAAUUGACUAUUUGUAAAAGUUGAAUAAUAAGAUUGAAUCUAUUUAAAAACAUUAAAAUCAAUUAUCAGAUUAUUUGAAACCUUAAGAAACUAAAUUAAAUGAUGAGUAUUCUAAAACAAAUAGAUUUUAAGAUUAAUAACAAUAAUAAAUAAAUACUCCAGAUUUGUAUUAAGAAAAAAUUAUUUAAACUUAUUUAUAAUCUCCAACUAAUUUUAAUUAAGAAAAAUUAUAUACAGUUUUUUAACCAGCAAAAAAUGGUUAUUCUCCGAUUGCGAAUCGAGAACAUCUUUCAUAAAAUAAAGAAUCUACUCAUAAUAUAUUAAAUAAUAAUAAUAAAUUAUUAGCAACUUUGAAUUCUUAAAAUGAAUUAUAAAAGUUAAAGAAUUUACAAUUAGAGCUGAUGUAAAAUAAGCCACUAUUUGAAUAACCAAAAUAAUCAAAAACUGAAUUUAAUUUUAACAAAUAGCAAGAAAUAUUUGAACCAAAAACUGAAAAAAAUUGUUUUACUACUUUUGCAUAAACUCAAUAAAUUUAAGUCGAGAAAAUUAACUAGUAAGAAUCUAUUUAAGAAAAUAAUUAUGAAAACCUUAAUUUUAAUAAAACUAAAUUUACUUCUAAUAUUAAAUAAUUAUACUAGUAGUAGUAAUAAUAAUAGUAAUAAUAGUAGUAGUAAUAAUAAUAAUAAUAAUAGUAGUAGUAGUAAUAAUAAUAAUAAUAAUAAUAAUAAUCAUAAUAGUUGUAAUAAUAAUAAUAAUAAUAAUAAUAAUAAUAAUAAUAAUAAUAAUAAUAAUAAUAAUAAUCAUAAUAGUUGUAAUAAUAAUAAUAGUAGUAGUAAUAAUAAUAAUAAUAAUUCUAGUUAUAAUCUAAGUACAUUUAAUUUUAAAACUAAUAAGAGAAAUUAUAAGCAUUUUCAGACAUAAGUAAAUAAUUAAAAUAAUAAAAAUUACCAGCUUAUUUGAAAGGAGCUGAUGAAACAGAUGAUGAUGUGAAUAAUUAAAUUACAAUUAGUAAUUUAUCUUCAAUUAUUCCAGCUGAGAUCUCUGCAAAUUAAAAUAAGAAAAUUAAUGUUUCAUUUGAAAGCAGUAUAGAAUAAUAAUAAUUUGAUUAUCUAAAAGGAUCAGAUUGCAGAAACACAUUCGGACCAUUAUAAUUAGAAACAAUUUUAAAAUCUCCAAAAAACUUUCAUGAAAUUAGACCAGAAUAAAAUUCUCCUUGUCAACCUGAAUUUGAUUUAAAUAGUUCAAGACAGUAAAAAUAGAAUCUUAAUAACUAUUAAGAUAUAUUAUAUAAUAAUAAAUAAGAUAAUAUAAUUGGUAGAGAAUGUACAAAUAAUAAUGAAAGCGAAAAGAAAUAAACUGAAUAAAAUUAUGAUGAACCAAUAAAGCACAGUGAUUUAAUAGAAUAAAUAGACACUAUCGAAAAGAUAGUAAAAUCUUAAUCUAAUUCUAGGUAGUCAAGAGAUAUAAGAUCUUUAGAAAAUUAAUCAAAACAUAAUAGUAAAAUCUAAAAUAGUAAUUCAACAUAAAAAACAAAGAGUCCAAAAAAUAACAGUGUUGUUAAAUAAAAAUAAAAUUUUAGUCCUAUUGGAACUAAAAAUUCAAUUAUAGUUUAAGCUUUUUAAAGAGAUAGUCCAAGCAAUAGAAUAGGAACGAAAGAGAGUGAAAAAAAUAAAAAUUAAAUAAAAUCUCAAUAAAGUAUAUUGGAUAAUAAAAGUUAUGAUAAAAUAUCUUCAGGAUAAAGUUAAAGAUAUAGUGAUUUUAAAGAUGAUGAUACAAAUUAAUUAGAUAAAGAUAAACAAGAAUAAGAAUAUUCUUCAAAUAAUUCAUCAAGAUAUGAAUAAAUGUUACAAAAUUUUUAAAGUAUAAAAAAUUAAUCUAGAAUUGAAUAUUAAUAAGAAAAUGAAGCAUUUAAAUAAUCAAUGUAAAUGAAUGAAUGUCAACACAUCAGUGAUUUUGUGAUAUUUAGUGAUAAAUAAAAUGAAAAUCAAUAGGAGAUAGUGAAAAAGAAAACUGUUACAUUUAAUGAACAAUUAAUUUAAUAAUCUCCUAGUGAAAAAGAAAAACUAUAAGUAGGAACAAAUUUUAGUGAUUUUAUGAAGAAUAAAGCUUUAGAUAUUGUCUCAUCUGAUUCAAUUCCAGUAAUUCCUUAAGAUGCUUUUACCUUGACUUAAUUAUAACCAAAAGGAGGAAUAAGUAAAUAUAUUAAUAUAUUAUUAGGUUUUCUAUAAUACAAGUAAUAGUUAGAAAAUUGA